Molecule: messenger RNA, 3960 nt
Organism: Schizosaccharomyces osmophilus
Lineage: Eukaryota; Fungi; Ascomycota; Schizosaccharomycetes; Schizosaccharomycetales; Schizosaccharomycetaceae
Gene: ppk18
Product: Greatwall kinase Ppk18
Exons: 2
Coding region: 1-3960 (1319 amino acids)
Biological process (GO): peptidyl-serine phosphorylation; phosphorelay signal transduction system
Cellular component (GO): cytoplasm; nucleus
Molecular function (GO): ATP binding; protein serine/threonine kinase activity
Source: RefSeq, a predicted model, not a curated record
AUGCAAGAGGCGGAUCAAAAGCAAGCAAUUGAAUUGACUCACGGAAUCGAGAAUGUUUAUGUAUUAGAAUUGUCCUUGGAAGGCAAUAUAUUAUAUGGGACGAAUAACUUUACUGAGCUGGUUGGAAUCCCUGGUUUGACUUUAUUUGGAAAAAGUGUCCAAAGUUUACUGCAAGAUGACGAUAAAUUCAACUGGGCUACCCAGCAACUACUUGACGAUGACUCCAAGAGCGUUCGUAUCUCUUUAACCCUGUCUCCAAUAACCCAGGCCGAAGAGCAAAUAUUUUUCGAAGAUGAAGAAAUGGAAGCCCCCGUAGAACAACCACUUGAACUUGAUUGCAUUGGAAUCCUCAUUCGCGAUUCACAAACGAACGCUCCCUCUUAUACCUUAUGGGUUUUGAGGCCUAUCAAACUUUUUGCCGAAAUCAAACAAGAAAUCGGGCGUCAACUCACUCAGUUCCUUGGCUUUGGUGCUCAUUUACUCGCUGAACAUCUUCACAAAAUCAAGGAAAUCCCCUUUUCGAAUCCCCCGCCACCUUUCCAAACGAUCCUUUGUCGCGUUUGCGACCGUGAAAUCCAGAAUUGGUUCUUUGAACAGCACUCCGAGUACUGUUUGCUUACCCAUCAUGCAGAAGCCCGCGUGCAAAGAGCCAAUGAUAUGCUAAAUGAGCAAAGGAACGUUUUGCAAACCCUUUUGGAUACUUUGGAUUCCACAGGCUACCAAGAAUAUCCUAGCGUGUAUUAUACGGAUAUGGCAUUGGCCACCGUCCUUCCUCCCUCUCUUCAGGGUUUCUUACAGUCACACUGUUCUCAAAAUAAGAAAUCCGAAAAAGUCCGCCAUUUCCUUUACAGCAUGCUCCUGGAAACCCUUCGGUUCAUCGACUGUUCUCUCGCCAUUCACGUUCCUUCCUUACCCUCUAAUGAAGAUGACCAUCAAGAGAUGCCUUUUAACUCUAUUCGUCUCCUUUCUCCCGCCAGCGAGGUUUUGAGUGCAAAAUCCUUAUCAUGGUGUUUGCCUCAAGUUGAGGAUCCUGGUCUCAAAAAGCUUUUUGACGACAGUAACGCUCUCGUUCAAGCCAAGCUUGAUGCGAAUACUCGUUUAAUGAAUAUCGUGUACUACGCAGAACGUUUACGUUGUGAAGUUGAAGACCAAGUGCAAUCCAUCGUUGAACAGUAUGCUCAAGAUCAAGAUCAAGAUAUCCAGCCUUCUUCCCUGAUCAAAGAUGACCUCGAUCCCUCUUUGUUAGACCAACCUGAAUCUCCAUCUCCUUCGUUUCAUCCUUUUUCUGUUGACAGUUCAGCCUCCUCUUAUUCACUGGGUCCCAACUCUAGUAGAAUUCCGGCCCUGUCUCGAACAAAUUUUGAGUCAGUCACCCCGGCUGGCGAAAAAGCUAUCCAUUCGUCAGGUAAGAAUGCUCGUCAGUACUUCCCCAACCUUGGUUCCGGUAAUUCCCCUUCGAAUAAUUCAAUUACGAGUAUUCCUAUCUCCUCUCGUAGAAAAUCUGUCAGUACUAUGAAUGCAAUUUACGGUGUCGGGUCCUACACCUCUGAUUCUUCGCCAAAGCUGAAACCUUCUUUAUCUUUAGAGCGAAGUUCUUUGUCAAAAAAUAUCGAUUCCCUUGGUCAGCCUCUAAGCAAACAAGUAGGCAUCUCUACUAUCGCUUCUUCCAACUCUACUUCGAAGGGAAAUCCUUCUAUUCGAGAUUAUGAAAUUAUCAAGCCCAUCAGUCGAGGAACUUUCGGUACGGUUUACCUUUCAAAAAAGAAGUCUGUAGGUGAGCUCUACGCCAUUAAGGUCUUACGCAAGGCGGAUAUGAUAAUGAAAAACCAAGUUGCCAACGUCAAGGCUGAAAAGGCUAUUUUAAUGGCGCAGGAGGAAUCUCCGUUUAUUGCUAAACUCUACUACGCCUUUCAGAGUAAAGAUUACCUUUACCUUGUAAUGGAAUACAUGAAUGGUGGUGAUUGUGCUUCUUUGUUGAAAUCAUUAUACGCUAUACCCGAGUCUUGGGUAAAGAUUUAUUUAGCAGAAGUGGUACUAGGUUUAGAGCACUUGCACAAGCUCGGAAUUAUCCAUAGAGACAUUAAGCCUGAAAACAUAUUGAUGAGUUAUAAUGGUCACUUGAAACUUGCUGACUUUGGACUCAGUCAAAUGGGUCUCAGUACAAGACAAUUCCGAUUACAAAAAGCAAAAUCCAGCCUAUCACCUCCUAGUUAUCAGUCGUUGACAUAUUAUACAGAUUCUAAUGAACCACUUACAAGUUCUCCUUCAAUUUUACCUGCCAAUGUUGGAUUUAACAGCCUUAUCAGAGACUCACCCAGAAAGAAAAGAAACGAAUCUUUUCUUUUUUCGUACAAGUCAGAAAAUGAAGGGUUUGAAAGCUCGAGCAGUGAAUCUACUAACAAAAAUGGUGAAUCAGGGUCAGAGUUCGAAUCUCAAAAGCGCUCGCGCGCUUUUUCUAACCAGUCUGUUCCUUUUUUUAAAAUGUCUGAUGCCCCUAGAAAAUUUGUUGGGACUCCAGAUUAUUUGGCUCCUGAAACGAUCCAAGGCAGUAAUCAAGAUGAUAUGGUCGACUGGUGGGCUUUAGGUUGUGUAUCUUUUGAGUUCUUAUUUGGCUAUCCUCCUUUUCAUUCUAAUACACCUGAAGAGGUAUUUGAUAAUAUAGUUGCUAACCGAGUUAAUUGGCCUGACUUGGAUAUGUAUCCUUGUUCUGCGGAAGCACUUGAUUUGAUGAAAUCAUUUUUGAUACUUAAUCCUGAAGAUCGAAUUGGAGCCAAGGGAAUUCAUGAAAUCAAGCAACACCCAUUUUUUGAGGGAAUAAAUUGGAACGAUAUAUUAAGUCACGACGCUCCGUUUGUUCCGAGCCUUGAGACGCCCCUAGAUACCAUAUAUUUCGAUGAUCGGGGUGCAGUUAAUUCAGAUGGAAAUGUUACUCCAUACGAUGCAGUAGAGGAGGAUUCUAUGAACUCAGGUGAGUCCAGUCGUCGCAUGCAAACAUCUUUGAACCGACAGUCGCAUUUUCGCGAACGAAGUCUCUCUGGUAGACGCUACCGUCGAUUAAGUGAAAACAUGAAUGAAUUUGACGAGUUUGGAUCGUUUUCUUACAAAAACUUGAGUGUGCUGGAUCGAGCGAAUAAAAAUGCUAUUGACAAGAUUAGAUCCGAUUUGAAAUCCAAGCUCCACAUAACACCUCCUGCUCCGUCUUCUGCUCAAAAUAGCGAAGUUUCUUCUGCAAAGGGUUUUGAUAAUCAACAACCAUAUAGUCCAGGCAUACCAAGCUUCUCAUCUGUUUUUUCCUCUCAGGAAUCUACGCCUCGAAAAGCAUCGGGUGUCAGCGGCGAAUACGAUCUCAAAACUAAAGUAGAAUCUGCCAAGCCUAAUGCAACUGACUUUGUCAAACAGUUACAUUUACGCAAGCAUAGUGUUACAAAUGCGUCAAUUGCUUCUUCGGAAAGCGAUGAAUUUUACACCCUUGACCUUAUACAAACCAAUAAUCUUUCAACUGAUCAAUUGACGACGCUAAAGUCUGAUGAAAUUCAGUCAUCCCCAAUUUCUUCUCCUUCAGUAAAUUCUCCUACAACGCUAACUCCUAUUGCUCCACUGAAAGUGGUCGUCUGUGUAGACAAAGUAAGCUCGUUUUCUGAACUUAUAAGUCGUUUGAAGUCAUACAAGUUUCAAGUCACAGUUGUAGAUGACGAAGAUAAAAUCUUGAGAGUAUUGAUGUCUGAUGAAAAGUUUUCUCUGAUCUUUUUACAACUUGACUUAAUUCGGAUAUCAGGAAUCUCGAUUUUGAAGAUUGUUAGGUCGAGCAGUUGCCCUAACAGAAACACACCGGCAAUAGCCUUACUGCCUUCCAGGAUUGAUAUCAAUGCGGCGGUCCCACGUUUGUUCGAUGGCCGUUUAUAUCUUCCUAUAAACAGUUAUCUUCUUCGAGGUUAUAUAGCCCGACUCUGCAACCGAUGA